CUUAGCGCGAAUCACUUAUCAGUGCUCUUAUAAUCUGUUUUCUAUCUUUUUUAAUUAAUAUUGAAGAUGAAACUACUCGCUCUCAUUUUGGCCUUAUCUUGCGUCAUUGCAUGUACAGUUGCCCAGAACAGAGAACAACGCAAAAUUGAUUUGAAUACUGUAAAGAAGUAUAUACCUAUAUUCAAUGCCGACGCAAUAUUGAAAUUUAUACUUUUCGGCCAAAAAUUUAUGGUCGGCGCUUCCAGCAAAUAUAACGUUCCCGCAUCUGAAACACAACCUAAUUCCGAAUCGAAUAAUCUAUUAAACGAGGACAAUUCUCCAAGCGUCAGCUCAAGUCAAGUUCUUCCUCUCUCAUCAAAUUUUCGCUGGAGAAGAAAAGCAGUUGAACCCUUCCGCAUCGAAGCACAAUAUAUUCAGCAGAAAUGAUUUUCAUAAUUUUCCGAAUCUUCAGUAAAAUAUAAAUAAAAAGCUCAUAAAAAGGUCCUUGCUCAUCUUUCAACCUGUAGAAAACACUAAUUGAUUUGUGAGGUUGAAUCGAAUCGAAUCUUUGAUAUGUUCGAAAACGAAUCGAAAUUAAAAUUUGUACAUCGAAUCGAAUCUUUUUGAUUCAAAAAUGAAUCGAAUUCGAAUUAAAUUUGUCCGAAUUUACAUUAAAAGCUAAAUUAAAAAUAAUAAAAUAUU
Mycetomoellerius zeteki is the source of this 681-nucleotide messenger RNA. RefSeq lists its product as uncharacterized. The transcript has 2 exons. The record is from RefSeq and is a predicted model, not a curated record. NCBI's taxonomy places the organism in Eukaryota, Metazoa, Arthropoda, Insecta, Hymenoptera, Formicidae. The coding region runs from base 67 to 426 and encodes 119 amino acids.